AUGGCUGGGCCACUUCGAACCGGCUCCCAAGAGCCCUACAAGGACGCGGGAAUAAUCAACGAAGAGGCCCCUGAGAAUGGCGAACCUGUCGAGCCGUCGCGCAUGCGCCAGAUCUACAGAAAGCUCGAUUUGAGAAUCAUCCCUCCCUUUUGGACCCUCUACUUCCUCUGCUCAGCCGUUCGAUCAAAUGUCGGCCUGGCCCAGACCAUGAACACCAGUAAUGGCCACGAUCUUGGGAGCUAUCUUGGCAUCUCAUCGCACCGCGUGUCAACGGGAUUGGCACUAUUCUACGUGUCCUAUGUUGUUCUCGAGGUGCCUUCCAACCUGGCAAUGAGCAAGCUUUCCCCUUCAGCUUGGCUUGCUCGUAUUGUGAUCAGUGUGGGCAUCAUCGGCACAGCUAUGGUGGGCAUGAAGAACGCCGCAGGCUACUAUGUGCUGAGACUCCUGCUUGGCGCAGUAGAAGCUGGCAUGUGGCCAGGAAUGUCGCUAUUUCUGACUCUCUUCUAUCCUCCGCACAAGAUGGCCAAGCGUGUGGGUUGGUACUUUACUGCUUCUCAAGUCUCUGCAGCCGUAGUCGGUCUUGUCAGUGCUGGCUUCCAAAAGCUGGAUGGUGAUGGUGGUCUUGUUGGCUUUCAAUGGAUGUUCUUGAUCUGGGGUCUGGUAACUCUGGUCUGCGGAUUUGCGCUGAUCUGGUGGCUUCCGGAAAGACCGCUGGCGCCAGACGAGGAGAGGAAAUCCACUUGGCUGAACAAGCUCUUGCCACUGACCAAGCCAGCGUUGCAAGGCGAAGAUGCAGUGCUUCACUAUAGAGAGCUUAGUCUUGCAUACCACAGCUCUGACUGGACAAUGCGGGAUCUGUGGAAAGUCCUGGUUGAUUGGCGCUUCUGGCCCUUGCUUGUCAUGUACUUUGGUGUGGUUGGUGUUGGUAAUGGAGUUCAGUCAUACGGCACUGUAAUCCUCAAAGCGAUCAAUCCAACUUUCAGUGGCGUGGAGCUCAGUCUUCUCUACGCGCCCAUCUGGAUCUGUGAUUUGAUUGGAAUUCUUUGCGUAACGCCAAUCAGUGACCACUUUAACAAGCAAAGAGCGAUCUGGUUCAGCAUCCCCACGCUUCUUCAGAUCAUAGGUCUCCUGAUCACUACCUAUGCCGGCGAUUCCACCUCAGCCAAAUGGGCUCGCUACUUUGGGCUUCUCGUAGUUGGUUUCGGACUGGGACCUACCGUACCUAUCACUAUGACAUGGACAGCAGAGAUAUUCCAACCGAGGCAUGGUGAGGUUGGAGUGGCAGCUGCCACGGCUCUAGUGUCUGGUCUUGGAAAUUUGGGCUCAGUUGUGACAAAUUAUGCCCUGUUCUCGGGUUGGCCUGCUGAUAAAACGAGGGAUCCAGUGUACAUUGGUUCGAACUGGGUUAUGAUUGCUAUCCUGCUCGCCAGCAUUCUCUCGAGUUUUGCGAUGACCGUGUUGCUACGAGUUCCAGGACGAAGUACCACGCUCAAAUCAUCAACGCAGAUCAAUAGAUGA
Pseudocercospora fijiensis CIRAD86 is the source of this 1518-nucleotide messenger RNA. RefSeq lists its product as uncharacterized. The record is from RefSeq and is a predicted model, not a curated record. Lineage: Eukaryota; Fungi; Ascomycota; Dothideomycetes; Mycosphaerellales; Mycosphaerellaceae. Gene Ontology annotation, cellular component: membrane. Bases 1 to 1518 code for a protein of 505 amino acids. Gene Ontology annotation, biological process: biotin import across plasma membrane. Gene Ontology annotation, molecular function: dethiobiotin transmembrane transporter activity; solute:proton symporter activity; biotin transmembrane transporter activity. The transcript has a single exon.